This is a messenger RNA of Fibroporia radiculosa, 2769 nucleotides long. RefSeq lists its product as uncharacterized. The coding region runs from base 1 to 2769 and encodes 922 amino acids. Lineage: Eukaryota; Fungi; Basidiomycota; Agaricomycetes; Polyporales; Fibroporiaceae. Gene Ontology annotation, molecular function: carboxypeptidase activity. The record is from RefSeq and is a predicted model, not a curated record. The transcript is spliced from 15 exons.
AUGGCGGGGAACAAGCCGUCAGCAAAACUUGAAAAGCAGCCUGGAACCAUACCUGCCCCGGUCGUAUCGUCUCCGGCACCCGCUCGCGGUCGGUGCCUCUUGCGGCGAACGGUGCUCGUUGGAAUUGCGGCUAUUGCCACGUUCUACUAUGUGGGCUCCUUGGUCUGUCAGAUCAACCGGGAAAUCAACGCCCAGCAAGGCUUGUGGCUUGCGAAAGCGUUUGGAGGGCACUCGCAGAAAGGAUUCAAACACAAAGCGGCACCUUUUGGAAAGGUUGCGGAGGAGAUAUUCCUCGCGGUCCCCAACCCUGCUAGUGCCUUGGCCACCUCCCGUCAGUACGCAACUGCCCCUCAUCUCGCAGGCUCCGAAGGCGACUACAAGACUGCGACUGACUUUCUCGCCCUGCUACAGUCAGAGCUCGGCAUUUCCGCUUCAUCACCGCUCCCCGUCUUCCCCGCUGGCUCUUCCGAGUCGCGCGGUGCCACACUUUCCAUCACCUCUUCGUCCCCUUCCAAGCCAUCUGCCUGGAUCGACGUAUAUUACCCUGUCAUGAACACACCUCUUGAUCGCAGUCUGGAAAUACUCGAUGAAGACGGCAACGCUGUGUGGGCUGCCAACCUUGAGGAGCAGGCAGAUGAGACGGAUUCGGAUGCUGGGAAAUACGCCGAUGCUGUCCCGACUUUCCAUGGAUUGAGCAGGGGUGGGGAAGCAGCAGGCAAACUGGUGUAUGCGAACUAUGGAAGGAAGCAAGACUACGACGCGCUAGUCGCUUCAGGUGUCGAACUCAAUGGUACAAUUGUCAUCACCCGAUAUGGAGGGAUCUUCCGUGGGCUCAAGGUCAAGGGAGCACAAGACCUCGGCGCCGUCGCUUGUCUUAUAUAUUCGGACCCUCGUGAUGAUGGGACCGUCACCCAGGAGAAUGGCUAUGAGGCAUAUCCUAAUGGCCCCGCACGCAACCCAACAUCCGUUCAGCGCGGCAGCACGCAAUUCUUGUCUAUUUACCCCGGAGACCCAACGACUCCCGGAUAUCCCUCAUACGAGAACAGUACCCGUACGGAAGGGACUAAUAUUCCCACCAUUCCAAGUCUACCCAUUUCGUGGGCUAAUGCCAAGGUGCUUUUGGACGAAAUUGAAGAAGGCGGUGGUAAUCGCACGAUAUCGUUAGUUAACCAUGUUGAUGAUAGGGUGAUUCCGAUCUGGAAUACGAUGGGUGUAAUACCGGGAUAUAUCAAGGACGAGGUCGUUGUUAUUGGAAACCACCGUGAUGUUGCUCAUUGCAUACGUGCAGCUUGGGUCUUGGGUGCCACUGACCCCUCAUCUGGUACUGCUUCGAUCCACGAGGUAAUCCGUGGCCUCGGUGUACUGCUCAAGCAAGGCUGGAAGCCUCUUCGAACUAUCCUCAUCGCUAGCUGGGACGCCGAAGAGUAUGGUCUGAUCGGAAGCACCGAAUGGGGCGAAGACUUUGCGGAUUGGAUCGACGAACACGUCGUUGCGUAUGUGAAUCUCGAUUCAUCUGUGUCUGGAUCUAGCUUCUACAGCGCUGCCUCUCCGUCCCUUUCCCAUUUCAUGCGUUCUGCAGCAGAAACCAUUGCACAUCCUACCAAACCUGGCCUUACACUUUGGGAUGCCACAAAAGACAAAGGCCCUUUAUACGGCAAUCACAUCGACGCAGAAGCGCUUUCCGUUUACGAAGAGGAGCAGGCUCAAAUGGCAGCUGAUGACCUUGGCGUCAACGUCUUAGGCUCCGGCAGUGAUUAUACGGUGUUCCUUCAACGUAUUGGUGUGGCGAGUACGAAUAACGGCUUCAAGUCGACGUUGUCUGAUCCGGUAUACCACUACCAUUCUGUCUUCGACUCGGAACGGUGGCAGGAAUUAUAUGCUGACCCGGGAUUUUUACGUCAUGUCGCAAUUGCCCGAUUCUUGGGCCUCCAGACCUUGAGGCUUGCUGAUUCCAUCGUCCUCCCUCUGAAUACAACCCACUAUUCAGUGCAACUGGAUGCGUAUCUUGACAAAGUGGAACAGCUGAGGUCAUCGAUGGCGCUUGACGUUGAUUUCUCGUCUCUGCGCGAAUCGAUCAGCUCGCUGCGUGCUGCAAGCGUGGCCCUCGAUAACGAAAAGUCGGAAGCAGAAAGCGAGCUCAGGCACCUCAUUAGGCGCAUUGCACGACGCAAGUUUGUCAGAGACCACAUCCGCAAGGCGUGGUGCAAGCUGCGGAAGAUCUUCCGUAAGCCGUGCAAGCACCGCAAGCACGAGGCGGGAGAGGAGUACGGACACCGCGGCAAUGAGGAGCACGCACGCCCUCGUGCUGGCCACGCUCAUCCCGCGUCGCCAGCACGCACAAUCGAAGGUCGGACGGUAAAGCCACGCGUUGGGCGCUGGGCAGGCAUGCUCAAGGAGCAACGUGAGCGCGAGCACGGGCGCGACAGUGCAGACAAGCAUGUGCGUGGUCAGAAGUGCCACAUCGAAGCUCACGACGGGAAAGACAAGGAGCUCCGCGAGGCGUUCGUGCGUGCCGUCAAGCGUGUGCGCGCUGCGAAUAAGAAGCUGGUCGCGUUUGAACGGGGGUUCAUCCAUCCUGAUGGUAUCAGGGACCGUGAGUGGUACCGCCACCUCGGUGUCGCUCCGGGAAAAUGGCUGGGCUAUGGUGCCACCACGCUGCCCGCCCUCACGGAGUCGAUUACAUUUGAUGCCAAUGCGACCAUGGCGAAAUAUGAAGCUGGAAGGCUGAAGGUUCUCUUUGACAAACUCGCGGAGGAGAUCCAAGUUUAA